AAAAAUCUCGACGUCACUCGAGACUACAAAAGCGCCUUUUGCAGGCCUAAUAUUUAUAAUAUAUAACAAGGGAACGUACAAAAACAGGCUUAAAAUCGAUCGCAUCGCUUCCACCUAAUGACAGAGCGUCGAACAAAAAGCCACAAAAAUAACGAAUUAAUAAUUAAACGGACGGAGGCAUCGAAUUAACCGAAGUUACUGAUAUAUGCCAGGUAUUGCGGUGUUUUUCUUCGAUCUUUUUCUUUCUAUGCUUUUCUCUUACAAGUUUCCUGCCAGCAUAAAAUGUCAUUUGGAGAGAAGGCGGCGUUUUAUAUCGAACGCCUCACUAGCCUAACUUGGCAAUAGGAAUGAAGGGGACUGUGGCAUCGAAUAAACCGGUGCCUAAUGUAAAUAUCGAUUUGGAUCAAGAAGAGGUCUAUUAUAGGGAUGGGGAUCGAAUUUCUGGAAAGGUCCGAAUUGAAGUUAUCGAAGAUUUAAAAUAUAAUUGUGUAAAAUUUGAAGCCUUGGGAAUUGCCGUCGUCAAAUGGAAGGUAGACGAAUGGCUAGAUACUGCUACAUUUCCGGAAGUUGACUGUAAACUUGCCAAGCAUCAUAGUAAGGAAAUUUAUCUGGACAAGCAGUUUCUUGUCCUGGAAAAAGAAGGAGGCAUUUUGGACAGAGCGCCAGUUUUAAAAGCCGGUAAACAUGAAUUCGAAUUCUCCUUCUGUUUACCUCCGGAGUUACCAUCUUCCUUUGAUGGUCAAUAUGGACGAAUAGCUUAUUUAAUUCGCUGCGUAUUCGAACGUCCCCGGAAGUCGCCUCUCGUCUUCCGAAAACCAUUUACAGUAAAGUCAGGAUUGGAUCUAAAUUUUAUAGCCGAAGCUGCUUAUCCUAUAAAGAUUUGUAAGAAUAAACAAGUUGGUGGUACGGCCUGCUGCAACGGUAACAAGUCGAUAACAAUUGAUUGGUCUGUAUCUCGUUCCGGUUACAUUCCCGGUCAAGAAAUUCUUGUCAGAGGGGCUGUUCAAAACGAUUGUUACGACCUGAUUAAUUAUAGCAAAGCAGUCCUAUUUAUGAUAAUAGAAUAUAAAAAAAAGUAUAGAUUUAAAAGGGAGGAGAAGGAAAUAGCUUGCGUUGAAAAGGGGCCUAUAGGGCCUGGUGGUAUCGAAGUCUGGAAUGAUAACUUACUAGUGCCAGAUUUAAUUCCACCCUCCGUCUACGAAAGAUCAUUACUCAUCGUUAUUCGAUACGAACUUCAUCUUAUCGUUGAAUUAGAAAGUCGUCUUAAACCUAUAACCUUCUCAAGGGAAAUUUAUAUCGGAACUGUACCAGUGAAUAGAACAGAUAUGAUAUCUUGCUUAUCCGCAAUCUACUCUGUGCCACAUUGUUUAAAUAGCGUUAAUCAAGUUUCCAGUUCAUCUAUGGAAUCAUUAAAUAACACUGCUGAAGAAGAUGAAAACCGUCUAAAUCCAACUGCUCCGCUAUUAAGCGACAUCGAAGAUAAUCAUCGCACUAUACCUUCUGCUCCGAAAUACGAAGAUUUAGAGAGGUCUGGAGAAAUUGAUGAUAGCGACAACGUCGAAGAAGAUGAAAUAAUAACAGACUCUCAUAGCAACCUAGAAGAUUCUGAAGACAGAGAAACCAGUGAAGGGGCUCACAGCGAGAAGACUCUUUCUAUUGAAUCGAGGGGCGUCAUCGGAACUUUUUCGAUUAGGAAUUUUGAGAUUGGAGAAAGAGAAAAUGUGGAUGAUGACGAAACUGACGACGAUUUUCUCUCAGAACCAGAUGAUGUUAUUGAUAAUGACAACGAUACAGAAGAUGAAGAGAAAGAAGCAUCCGAUAAUGUCGAAUCUGAAGAGGAAGAAGAAGAAGAGAGUAGGAUAAUAAUUUGUGGUCCAACAAACAGCGACGAAGAAAUUUUAGAAUCAAAGAAAUCUCCAAUUGUUAUUAGAAAACGAAGGGGAAAGAGGAAGAAAGCUAUCUUAGUGGCCAUUUAACGACAAAAUACGCUUUCUUUCAUUCUUUUAAGUCUCUUCACUACUGUUCACUAUUAUUUGCCUUUUUUUAGAAUAACAAAUAACUAUUACAGAAGUUAGAAAAUUGUAAAUAUAUAAAUGAAAAAGUAAGGGAAGAUAAUUCUCACGGAUAGACGGAUAAUCGAUCUGAAAUACAAAAAAGGAUAGAAUGAAAAAGAAAGAAAUAAAAAUGAACGGCCUUUUAAAAUUAACCCGCCUUUUAUUUUGUCUGUUUGUAAGUACGUCUUUCUUUAUUUUACUUUGGGAAGCACCUUGUGAUGUGAUGGAAACAUUGCAUAAACUGUACCAAAUAACUUAAAACAAAAUGGAUCUUCAGGAGGCACUUAUCAAGUUCGGCUAUCUAUCUGUCUAACAGAAGAGAAGAAGCUAAAGAGAUAUGCAAUAAGAGGAAUAAAUCCCUACGAAGACGACCUAAAUAUAUAUAUAUAUAUGCUGUAUAUAUAUAUAUUUUUCAUAUUGUGCAUUGUAGUGGGUGCUAAGAACAAUCCAACUAUUCUUUCAGUUUAAUUUUCGUUUAAAUGUAUUUUGUUUUUUUAUUAUUCAAUAUGGAAUAGAGCAUGCAAUAAAGCUAGAAAAUGUUGUCUUUUAUUCAUAUAAUAUAUAAAUAUAUAUACA
This is a messenger RNA of Dimorphilus gyrociliatus, 2630 nucleotides long. Lineage: Eukaryota; Metazoa; Annelida; Polychaeta; Dinophilidae. The record is from the annotation of a GenBank genome assembly.